CGGCGCUCAGGGCAGCCGCGGCGGCGGGGGCCUGGGUGUGCGCGGUCGCGGCGGGGUGACAUUGGGCCGGGGUAGCAACAUGGCGCAGAAGCUGGUGCAGACCCUCAGCACCCGCGGGCCGCAGCUCCUCAGCGCCGCCGUGGCGUACUCGAAGCCGCGCCUGGCCACGUUCUGGUACUACGCCAAGGUGGAGCUGGCCCCGCCGACCCCCGCCGAGAUCCCCCGGGCCAUUGACAGCAUGAAAGCCGUGAUCAGGGGCUUCCAGACCGGCCGCCUGGCGCAGCUCACCGUCAGGGAAGCGGUGAGGAACGGGCUGGUGGCCACAGAGGUGCUGAUGUGGUUUUACAUCGGGGAGAUCAUAGGCAAGCGUGGCAUUAUCGGGUACAACGUCUGAAGGCUUGUCCUCAAUAACACCGUCCUUGGGGCCAUGUUCCCAGUCUAUAUUGGGGUGGGUGACAAUAAAGCCAGAACCGGUGUUGA
Neopsephotus bourkii (Bourke's parrot) is the source of this 480-nucleotide messenger RNA. RefSeq names its product ATP synthase membrane subunit g (gene ATP5MG). The transcript is spliced from 3 exons. The coding region runs from base 80 to 394 and encodes 104 amino acids. Gene Ontology annotation, molecular function: proton transmembrane transporter activity. The record is from RefSeq and is a predicted model, not a curated record. Gene Ontology annotation, biological process: proton motive force-driven ATP synthesis. NCBI's taxonomy places the organism in Eukaryota, Metazoa, Chordata, Aves, Psittaciformes, Psittacidae.